Messenger RNA from Prunus dulcis (almond), 4516 nucleotides. Its product is annotated as pleiotropic drug resistance protein 2-like. Bases 1 to 4353 code for a protein of 1450 amino acids. NCBI's taxonomy places the organism in Eukaryota, Viridiplantae, Streptophyta, Magnoliopsida, Rosales, Rosaceae. Gene Ontology annotation, molecular function: ATP hydrolysis activity; ATP binding; ABC-type transporter activity. The record is from RefSeq and is a predicted model, not a curated record. The transcript is spliced from 20 exons. Gene Ontology annotation, cellular component: membrane.
AUGGCGGGAGCAUUGGCCGGAGAUGGCCUGGUGCGGUCUGCAAGUAACAUGAGUUGGCGGACGAUAAGCCUUAAAGAUAUGUGGAAUGAGCAGCCAGACGUGUUCCAGAGGAGUGGGGCGGCUGAAGAGGAGGAGGAGGAGCUGAAGUGGGCGGCCAUAGAGCGGCUGCCUACAUAUGAGAGGAUGAGGAAGGGGGUGAUGAGGCAGGUGAUGAGCAAUGGGCGAGUGGUGCAUGAUGAGGUUGAUGUUACUAAACUUAGGACUGAGGACAAGAAGCAGUUGAUGGACAGCAUAUUAAAAGUUGUGGAGGAUGAUAAUGAGAAGUUACUUAAGAGGCUCAGGGACAGAACUGACAGGGUGGGAAUUGAGGUUCCUAAGAUUGAAGUGAGAUUUGAGCACCUAUCGGUUGAGGGAGAUGCAUAUGUUGGGACCAGAGCACUUCCAACUUUGUACAAUUCCACCUUGAAUGCAAUAGAGGGGGUUCUUGGACUUGUUGGACUCUCUCCUUCAAAGAAAAGGGUAGUAAAAAUACUUCAAGAUGUGAGUGGAAUAGUGAGACCAUCAAGAAUAUGUCUACUUCUUGGACCGCCUAGCUCAGGUAAAACAACAUUUUUAAAGGCACUUUCUGGGAAGCUUGAUGAUGAUUUAAGGGUAACUGGGAAAGUCACCUAUUGUGGCCAUGAGUUGUCAGAAUUUGUUCCUAAGAGAACCUGUGCUUAUAUUAGCCAGCAUGAUCUUCACUACGGUGAGAUGACAGUUCGUGAGACUUUGGAUUUCUCUGGACGUUGCCUCGGAGUUGGAACCAGGUAUGAGAUGUUGGUAGAGGCAUCAAGGCGCGAGAAACAAGAAGGUAUAAAACCAGAUCCUGAGAUUGACGCAUUCAUGAAAGCGACAGCAGUGGCUGGCCAGAAAACCAGUUUGAUCACAGAUUAUGUUCUCAAGAUACUUGGAUUGGAUAUUUGUGCUGAUAUUAUGGUGGGGGAUGACAUGAGACGGGGCAUCUCUGGAGGACAAAAGAAGCGUGUAACUACUGGGGAAAUGUUAGUUGGACCAGCAAAAGUCUUUUUCAUGGAUGAAAUAUCAACAGGCUUGGAUAGUUCCACCACAUUUCAAAUUAUCAAGUACAUGAAGCAGAUGGUUCAUAUAAUGGAUGUAACAAUGGUCAUUUCUCUCCUGCAGCCUGCACCAGAGACAUUUGACCAUUUUGAUGACAUUAUCCUACUUUCAGAGGGCCAAAUUGUCUACCAAGGUCCCCGUGAGAAUGUCCUCGAAUUUUUCGAACAUAUGGGGUUCCAAUGCCCACAAAGGAAAGGGGUUGCAGACUUUCUGCAAGAAGUAACUUCCAAGAAGGACCAAGAGCAAUACUGGUUUAGAAAGAAUCAACCUUACAAAUACAUAUCCGUAACUGAGUUUGCUCAUGCUUUCAACUCCUUCCACAUUUUCCAAAAGCUUUCGGAAGAUCUAAGAGUUCCUUAUGACAGAUCCAGUGUCCAUCAUGCUGCAUUGGUGAGAGCAAAGUAUGGAAUCUCCCAUUGGGAACUCUUCAAGGCAUGUUUUUCAAGGGAAUGGCUGCUGAUGAAGCGCAAUUCAUUUGUAUACAUAUUCAAAACUACCCAAAUAACAAUCAUGGCUACAAUUGCAUUGACUGUAUUCCUAAGAACGCAAAUGAAAGCAGGCCAUUUAGAAGAUGCACCAAAGUUUUGGGGAGCACUGUUUUUCAGUCUCAUCAAUGUCAUGUUUAAUGGGAUGGCAGAGCUUGCAAUGACAGUUUUCAGGCUUCCACUAUUCUUGAAACAAAGGGAUGCUUUGUUCUACCCUGCAUGGGCUUUUGGCUUGCCCAUUUGUCUCCUCAGAAUUCCCAUUUCACUACUGGAGUCGGGCAUUUGGAUCAUUCUUACGUACUACACCAUUGGUUUUGCACCUGCUGCCAGUAGGUUUUUCAAACAAUUCUUGGCUUUCUUUGGAGUGCAUCAGAUGGCUCUCUCCCUCUUCCGUUUCAUUGCAGCAGUUGGAAGAACAGAAAUAGUUGCAAGCACAAUUGGCACUUUUACCUUGCUAAUGGUCUUUGUGCUUGGAGGCUUCAUAGUUUCCAAAAAUGACAUUAAACCAUGGAUGAUUUGGGGCUACUAUAUUUCUCCUAUGAUGUAUGGACAAAAUGCCAUUGCUAUCAAUGAGUUUCUCGACAAAAGAUGGAGCACUCCCAUAAAUGGUUCUAGCCAACCCACAGUGGGAAAGACCCUCCUUAAGGAAAGAGGACUGUUUGUAGAUGAAUAUUGGUAUUGGAUUUGCAUCGGAGCACUUAUGGGAUAUUCUCUCCUUUUUAACAUUCUUUUCAUUGCAGCACUGACAUUUUUUAAGCCACUUGUUGAUUCGAAAGCUGUAAUUGCGGAUGAAAACUCUGAAAGCAAUACUAAGAAGCAAGUGACAUCCAAUCCAGAAGGCACUGAUAAUCUGGUGAGAAACGCUAGAGGGACUGCUAGCUCAAUCAGUUCUUCAAACAAUCAAUCUAGAAGAGGAAUGGUGUUGCCCUUCCAGCCCCUUUCACUUGCUUUUGACCAUGUGAAUUACUACGUGGAUAUGCCUGCCGAAAUGAAGAGUCAAGGGGUUGUAGAGAGCAGACUGCAACUGCUACAAGAUGUCAGCGGUGCUUUCAGGCCUGGUGUUCUAACCGCAUUAGUAGGGGUCAGUGGUGCUGGAAAGACUACCUUGAUGGAUGUUUUGUCAGGAAGGAAGACUGGCGGAUACAUUGAAGGAAGUAUUAGCAUUUCUGGCUACACAAAGAACCAAGCUACAUUUGCUCGAGUUAGCGGUUAUUGUGAACAAAAUGACAUCCAUUCGCCUUAUCUGACUAUCUUUGAAUCUCUUUUGUAUUCUUCGUGGUUGCGUCUUGCUUCAGAUGUAAAGAAGGAAACACGAGAGAUGUUUGUUGAAGAAGUCAUGGAACUAGUUGAGCUUUACCCCUUGAGGAAUGCUUUAGUGGGACUUCCAGGAGUAGAUGGUCUUUCAACCGAACAGAGAAAGAGGCUCACCAUAGCUGUAGAGUUGGUUGCUAAUCCCUCCAUUAUCUUUAUGGAUGAACCCACAUCUGGCCUUGAUGCUAGAGCUGCUGCAAUUGUAAUGCGAGCGGUAAGGAACACAGUAGAUACUGGUCGAACCGUGGUGUGCACAAUCCACCAACCAAGCAUAGAUAUCUUUGAAGCUUUUGAUGAGCUGCUUUUGAUGAAAAGAGGAGGAAAAGUUAUUUAUGCUGGACCCCUAGGUCGUCAUUCUCACAAACUUGUUGAAUAUUUUGAGGCUAUUCCAGGGGUUCAAAAAAUAAAAGAGGGUUACAAUCCUGCUACAUGGAUGUUAGAGAACAGCUCCACUGCAGUUGAGGCACAACUUAAAAUUGAUUUUGCACAAGUUUAUGCCAAUUCUGACCUCUAUAGGAGAAAUCAGGAGCUCAUCAAGGAGCUAAGCACUCCACAACCAGGUUCCAAGGAUCUUUACUUCGCCACGCGGUACUCGCAAAGCUUCAUAACUCAGUGCAAGGCUUGUUUCUGGAAACAGCACUGGUCUUACUGGAGGAAUUCACGAUACAAUGCAAUCCGGUUUUUCAUGACAAUUGUGAUUGGUAUCUUAUUUGGUGUAAUCUUUUGGGGCAAAGGAGACCAGAUACACAAACAGCAAGACCUGAUCAAUCUGCUGGGAGCUACUUAUGCUGCUGUUCUUUUCCUUGGAGCCUCGAAUGCUUCUGCAGUGCAAUCUGUUGUGGCAAUUGAGAGAACAGUAUUUUAUCGCGAGAGAGCAGCAGGGAUGUAUUCUGAGUUGCCUUAUGCAUUUGCUCAGGUGGCUAUAGAAACAAUUUAUGUUGCAAUACAAACCUUUAUCUAUGCUCUUCUGCUCUAUUCCAUGAUUGGUUACGACUGGAAGGUGGAAAAAUUCUUGUACUUCUACUACUUCAUAUUCAUGUGCUUCACAUACUUCUCAAUGUACGGUAUGAUGGUGGUUGCACUAACUCCUGGCCAUCAAAUUGCUGCCAUUGUUAUGUCCUUCUUCCUCAGCUUCUGGAACUUGUUUUCAGGUUUCCUCAUUCCUAGGCCGCUAAUCCCAAUAUGGUGGAGGUGGUACUACUGGGCUUCCCCAGUUGCUUGGACAAUCUAUGGCAUUUUCACGUCUCAAGUCGGCGAUAAGAAGACAUUACUUGAAAUUCCUGGUUCAGCACCAAAGCCAGUGGAUGCAUUCCUUAAGGAAUUUUUGGGCUAUGACUAUGAUUUCCUUGUGCCUGUAGUGCUUGCACAUGUUGGUUGGGUCCUCCUCUUCUUCUUUGUCUUUGCCUAUGGCAUCAGGUUCCUUAACUUUCAAAGGAGAUAAAAGCCUCCACAUGCUUCAGAUAGGUGUAUCAGUAUAUGCCCUCAUUUGUAACUGUAAUUUCUUCUGCCUUAUUGUGAGUCAGUUUUUCUCUUGCAUGUAACUUCUGUAUAUGAGAGACUAAGGAAAAACAAAUGUUUAAUAUUAAACGUAGUGGUUUUGCUCA